AUGGACGGGGUUGCUAUGGGAUCACCACUUGGUCCGUUGCUAGCUGACAUCUUCGUGGCCAAACUAGAAAGGAGCAAGCUGAGCCAAACUAUUGAAGGAUUAGCACACUACAGUAGAUAUAUGGAUGAUAUCUUCUGUGUGACCGAUCGUAAACAUGACAUUCAACAGAUAUUGAACUUGUUUAACGAAGAACAUCCAUCACUGGAAUUCACUGUAAAGGUUGAAACGAACGACAUAUUGGCCUUUCUGGAUGCAGCCGUGUCCAGGAAAGAACUUACUUACAGAUCCACAGAAAGAAAACAUCAAGUGGACAAUAUACCAACUUCCAUAGUUUCGUUCCUGUGA
Echinostoma caproni is the source of this 345-nucleotide messenger RNA. The record is from the annotation of a GenBank genome assembly. Lineage: Eukaryota; Metazoa; Platyhelminthes; Trematoda; Plagiorchiida; Echinostomatidae.